CUUCUUCUAAAUAAUCUUAAGCCUGGAGUGACACCACGUAAUUACGUAAAUGAAUGCAGCUCAGCUGUGUUGGAAUAUAAGCGAUGUCAACUCUACGUCUCGCUCAGUCACCAUCAUUCUGAUUGCCUGGCAGGAUGUACAUCGUCUUUCUCAUUCCUUGGCAAAUAUUUCAACUGCAUAAUGUAUUCUCACAAAUCAGGUGCACAGAAGCGGAAAGAAAAACAGGCUAGGGAAGAGGCUGUUUCAAAGUGUGCAAGAACAUUAUUUGAAGUGGGUGUUAAGAAAAUAGACACAAUAGACACUAAUGUAGAAGAACAGAAUAUCUUGCCCUCAUCCUCAGAGUCAGACCCCUCAACUUCACAGUCAUUAGUCCAGGAUGCCCAACAGGAAGCCGAAUCCGAUGUAAUAAAUGCAGAACCCAAAGACACUGAACAACAAAGAGAUAUAGGUUUGAUCCCUAAUAGGCCAUCUCGAGUGCAGAUUGAAGAUUUUGUUAGACAGGGCCCUCAGCCAAUACCAAGUCAAAUUGCUUCAGAUGAUAAGGGUAACAGUUUCCCUUAUACAGUUUUGAAAGUUCAGAGACCAAAUGGUGAAACUGGAAAACGAGAUUGGCUAGUGUAUAGUCAGCGUAAAAGAGCACUUUUUUUGUUUUCCUUGUCGACUUGUUAUCUAGACUGGCGUCAGUUAGAAGCACGUUUGAAAGAGGAAUCUGGAAUUGAUGAUCAGUUACAGAGAUCAAUUCAGUCUGAGAAAAGUAAAUGGAAGCUAAUUCUAAAACGAAUCUUGGAUGUUGUACUGACUUUAGGAGAGCGAGGCCUUUCAUUUCAAGGAGAGUCUAGCAUGAUAGGUGAUACAAAUAACGGAAAUUUUCUUGGUAUAAUUGAGCUGCUUUCUCGUUAUGAUGCCAUUCUUCAAGAUCAUGUAGUAUCUAAAAUUGCAGAGGUCAGGGAUAUCGACAAUGGUAGUAAUAUGUCAGAUCAGAGAAAUCAGGUGAUUCAAGCUCAGUCUUCUACUGUAGAUAUUGAAGUAAAAAACAUAGAGGACUUGGAAACUGAAUUGCAGUCUCUCAAAAAGUGGCAUUUAAUUUAUGAUGAAGCCAAAGUUGUUGCAGUUGCCAUGAACAUUGACCCAGUAUUUAGAGUCACUCGGAAAGGAAAAAGAAAAUCCUUUUUUGAUACUCCGACUCUGAUGAUGAUAAGCCUUGAGAAUUUUCUUGACGUGCCAGUCACAGUUGCCUCUGCAGAAAGAUCCUUUAGCGAAUUAAAGUUGAUUAAGAAUCACUUAAGAAGCACAAUGGGACAAGAGAGAUUAUCAUCACUAAGUCUUUUAAGCAUUGAAAGUGAUUUGGCACGAAAGAUUGAUUUUGAUGAUUUAAUUGAGUGUUUUGCUGCUAGAAAAGCAAGGAAAGGAGUAUUUCUUUAA
Messenger RNA from Macrobrachium nipponense, 1422 nucleotides. RefSeq lists its product as uncharacterized. Bases 181 to 1422 code for a protein of 413 amino acids. Lineage: Eukaryota; Metazoa; Arthropoda; Malacostraca; Decapoda; Palaemonidae. The record is from RefSeq and is a predicted model, not a curated record. Gene Ontology annotation, molecular function: protein dimerization activity. The transcript is spliced from 6 exons.